Molecule: messenger RNA, 2051 nt
Organism: Bradysia coprophila
Lineage: Eukaryota; Metazoa; Arthropoda; Insecta; Diptera; Sciaridae
Product: organic cation/carnitine transporter 2-like
Biological process (GO): transmembrane transport
Cellular component (GO): membrane
Molecular function (GO): transmembrane transporter activity
Source: RefSeq, a predicted model, not a curated record
AGUAUGUGUGUACAGUACAUUAUACAUUAUACACCACCACAAACUACACAGUCUGUUGAAGGUUUAACUUGAACGCACUGCUGAUAAUUCUCUUUCUUGGAACAAUAGUUAUUUGCCUCUCAUCGUAAGACGAUCUAACAUAAUUGAACACAUUUUAUGGCACCAGUACUCACCUUGGUUGUACGUUUAUAUAUUAUUUCGACAAUGACCAACUGGAGGCAGUCUUGUUUGCAAGCGGUGUGUGUGUAGUAGACGAAGCAACAGCCGGCAAAACAGAUAAUGAAAAAAGGCAAUGAUCAACAGGAACUGUCGAUACUCGAUGGACAGACUGGAUCAGAAUUAGCAUCGAAUAAUGAACAGGACGUGGAUGUGGUCGAUGCAAUAUUGAGCGAUCUAGGUGGAACGUUUCGGAAGUAUCAAAUUAUCAACUACAUUCUGUUUUGCAUUCCGUUUGCUUUGUCUGGCACAUUCGCCUUGAGUUACGUGUUUACUGCACUGAAUUUGAAUUACCGCUGUUACAUUCCAGAAUGCGAAGAAAUCGAGAACACAUUAUUUGUGCCGGAUUGGUUGGAAGCUGUAGUUCCGUUUUCAAAUGGUAAACCGACAUCGUGUAACCGCUAUGAAUCGAACAAUUUCACGUCCGAAUGUGUAGCAGCAAGAUUUAACGAAUCCAGCAUCCAGCGCUGCGAUGAAUUCAUUUAUGAAACCACAGAGAGAUCGAUUGUGAAUGAGUUCGGUCUACAAUGCGACAACAAUUUGUGGAAAUUGGCAAUGGUUGGUACGGCAAACAAUAUCGGCCGAUUUGUCUUCACACCACUUAUGGGCUACAUGUCCGAUCGUUUCGGCCGUAGAACGAUUUUGAUUGCUGGCGUUCUGGGCAGCGUUAUAUUCGCUUACAUACGAUCGCUUGCGCCGAACUACAACACGUUUGUCAUAUUUGAAUUUUUAGACGCGGGCAUCGGCUCGGUCACAUACUCUGCCUCGUUCAUUUUGGCAAUGGAAUGGAUUGGCGUUAGAGACCGGAUUCUUUUGGUCACUCUUAUAACGGCCACAUAUCCAUUCGGACAAAUAUUUUUAGGAUUGACUGCUAGAGCCAUCCAAGACUUUCGUCGUCUGUUACAAAUCAUCUACGCACCAGGGUUGUUGAUUUUGAUUUACCUUUGGGUGUCACCCGAAAGUAUUCGUUGGCUGAUUGUUAAUGGCCAUAAAAAUCGCGUGUUAAAAACCCUUGCGCGAGCAGAACGAAUGAAUGGAAUUCGGUUAUCGCAAAAAACCAUUGACUUGAUAAACCAGGAACGGACGGGGAGAGACAAUGUUCGAAUAGAGAAAGACGAUCGGAUAAUUGACGUUCUGAAGAAGCGAGUGUUUCUCGUACGACUAGCAAUAUGCACAUUUGCAUGGAUAAGCAGCGCAUUCGUUUCGUACGGCAUUAGUUUGACGUCGGUGUCCCUAGCUGGCGAUAAGUAUGUCAAUUUUGUUGUCGUCGCCGUAGCAGGUAUUCCCGCAAUGGUAUUGUGUUACUUCAUGAUGGAAUGGUUCGGCAGGCGAUGGACAUUGUUCUCAUCGUUUUUAAUCGGUGGAACAUCAAUUAUAUGCUCGAAGCUUAUGCCGGUUCAUCUGGGCGCAUUGUCCAUCACAUUGUUCUUCGUGGGAAAACUAUUUAUUACGGUGGCAUUCACUGGCCUGUACAUCUAUACCAGCGAAUUGUGGCCGACUAACAUGCGACAUAGUAUCAUGGGGCUGUGUUCGACAAUGGGCAGAAUAGGGGCUAUGUUUGCACCAUUUGCUCCACUACUGAGUCAAUACCUUGACAUAUUGCCGUACCUGACAUUUGGUGCAAUGGCACUUAUUGCCGCUAUGUUGAUACUCUUGUUACCUGAAACGCGAAACAAAAAGCUACCGGACAGUUUGUAUGAAGCGGAAAAUAUUGCUGACCAGUAGUGAACGACCGACUGGAAUUGUUUAAUGCUCAGAGGAGAUUUAACAAAUAUUUUUAUAUUUUUUUUUGUUCUUUUUAAAUAAAUUUGAUAUUCUGCCGUGGCUACAAAAUU